CUCCCCCUUAUCACCUCCUUCCUCUUUUCAGACUCCAAUCAUGUAGCCACAUAUAUAAGAACAGCACCAGGACCAUCUUCCCAAACAGUUUCUCAGAUCGAGAUCCAACACCAAUAGCCAGAGAUCGAAAUCUCUCAACAGAGUAAUUAAAUGGAAGCGGAGGCCUUCAAAUCUCUCUCUAUGGACUUUCUCAACCUUCUCAUCAACGGGCAAGCCUUCAGCGACGUCACCUUCAGCGUCGAAGGCCGUCUCGUUCACGCCCACCGUUGCAUCCUCGCCGGCCGCAGCCCUUUCUUCCGCCGCUUCUUCGACUCCCCGCCUGCAGCUAAUCUGCACCGCAGAAACAACUCUUCGCUCAGAUCAAGCUUAGUGAUCCCCGUCAACUCUGUUGGCUACGAGGUUUUUCUUCUCGUUCUACAGUUUCUCUACAGCGGUCAGGUCUCGCUUAUUCCUCCUAAGCACGACCAAAGGCCGAACUGCGCUGAGCGAGGCUGUUGGCAUACUCACUGCUCUUCGGCCAUCGAUCUCGCUCUUGAUACUCUCGCUGCUGCGCGUUCUUUCGGAGUCGAGGAGCUCGUCUUCCUCACGCAGAAGCAGCUGGAGAACAUGGUAGAGAAAGCUUCCAUAGAAGACGCCAUGAGAGUUCUUCUUGCUUCUCGAAAACAAGAAAUGCAUCAGCUGUGGAACACCUGCUCCCACCUCGUUGCCAAAUCAGGCCUCCCACCAGAGGUAUUAGCCAAGCACCUCCCCAUCGACAUUGUUGCCAAGAUUGAAGAGCUUCGCAUUGAAUCCUCCUUCUCUCGCCGCCCCUCCUUCCUCCACAACAACCACCACCUCCCCCUCGACAUCGCCGUCGCCGUCCCCAAACACGACGAUUACCACCACAAAAUUCGACGCAUGCGUCGCGCCUUAGACUCAUCCGACGUCGAGCUCGUCAAACUCAUGGUAAUGGGAGAGGGGCUUAACCUCGAUGAAGCCCUGGCCCUCCAUUACUCAGUUCAGAAUUGCAGCCGCGAGGUCGUCAAGGCUUUGCUUGAGCUCGGUGCAGCCAACGUUAACUUGCCGGCCGGCCCGACUGGCAAGACGCCUCUGCACGUCGCUUCAGAAAUGGUAAGUCCCGACAUGGUGGCCGUCUUGCUCGACCACCAUGCCGACCCCAAUGUCCGAACGACCGACGACAUUACACCGCUCGACAUACUCAGAUCCCUCACCUCCGACUUCCUCUUCAAAGGAGCCCUACCAGGGCUCUCCCACAUCGAGCCCAACAAGCUUAGGCUGUGCCUGGAGCUCGUGCAGUCAGCAGUAAUGGUGCUUUCGAGGGAAGAAGCUGCUGCAACUGCGACGAAUGGUAAUAGUAAUAAUGCAGGUGGGGCAAUAUACCAUCCAUUGAUGAGUGUUGAAGCAGGAGACAUGGGCAACGAAAACGUGGAUAGUAGCCUUAGUUUGGAUUCGAAGAUGGUUUAUCUGAAUCUUGGAAUGGCGGCAGUGGGAAGUAUGGACUGUGAUAGCAGCAGAAAUAGGUCGCAAGGGAGCAGUGGUGGGAUAGGCUUGUCUUCCAUUUAUUCUCAGCAUGAUCAUUUCCCAUAGCUGCGCAGGCUACAUACCUUCUUUUUAAAAGCAAUGGAAAAUGUUCUCUCUGUUUAUCUUUUAUAUUUUGUGUAUGUGUUCGAUCAUCUACAUUUUAGUUUAUAUUGUCUAUAUUUUAAUGUUGUAUAUUUACUUUUUUUUUUUAAUUAUUA
Dendrobium catenatum is the source of this 1739-nucleotide messenger RNA. RefSeq names its product regulatory protein NPR5. Lineage: Eukaryota; Viridiplantae; Streptophyta; Magnoliopsida; Asparagales; Orchidaceae. The record is from RefSeq and is a predicted model, not a curated record. The transcript has 2 exons. Gene Ontology annotation, molecular function: protein binding. Gene Ontology annotation, biological process: plant organ development. The coding region runs from base 151 to 1587 and encodes 478 amino acids.